AUGUUUAAAGUUGAUAUGAAUACUGAUCAUUUAAUGAUAUAUAAAAUUAUAUAUUUGAAUACUAAAAUGUUUCGGUUUUUUUCAAAUACCUUUGCAAAAUCAAUUAUAAGCGUCUUUUAUACCUUUUCGUUAAAUGGAAUUAGAAUAUCCUUGGAUUGCGCUAUAUACAAAUUUAAUUAUGUUGAUAUGUUUUUGCCAAAUAUUUAUAAAAAGUGUUGUAGAAUUACAUAUAUGAGCAAUAAUAUUAUAUUGAGAUUAACUAAAAUUGAUUAA
Molecule: messenger RNA, 273 nt
Organism: Pneumocystis murina B123
Lineage: Eukaryota; Fungi; Ascomycota; Pneumocystomycetes; Pneumocystales; Pneumocystaceae
Exons: 7
Coding region: 1-273 (90 amino acids)
Source: RefSeq, a predicted model, not a curated record